AGCAAACACACUGAGUGCAGGAGGAGACACGUCGCAGCUGUCUCUCCGGACAGACAGUGUCCUGUCUGAAGUUCGAUGGACGGCUGGAGUCCAACGGGGAGGACACAUUUAGAAAGUUAAGCGAAUAAUGUGAAGACAGAGACGAUGUGCUCCACGGGAACAAACGCGGAGCUGCAACAAACAUCCACCGACCCGGCUCUGGUCCUGGAACUGAAGACCAGGCGUCCUCCGUCCUUAGAGGGCCGGGCGGGAUGUGAGACCUGGAGCGUGGACUUCUCUCCGGACGGAGCCUGGUUCGCCUGGUCCAUGGGACACGGGAUCGUGUGGGUGGUAGCCUGGCCUCUCGACUCCGAAGACAGUCAGAAUGGAGACAUCGACCGAGGAGACAAGAGCUUCAGCUGUGGUCAUCCGGUGUGGGGCCUCGCCUUCGGACCCAGACCCCCAAAAUCAGCUGCAGCGGCACGUCCAUCAAAAAUGUCAUCAAAAGGGAAGAAGAGCCUGCUCCUGGCCACAGGUUUGGAGAACGGGGUGAUCAAAAUCUGGAAUGUGUUAACAGGUGAUGCUGUGUUUGAUCUGCAUGGACACGAAGGUGUAGUGAGGGACCUGGUGUUUCCUCAGAACGGGACGCUCACACUCAUAUCUUCCUCUCGAGACAAAACAUUGAGGAUUUGGGAUCUGUCUCAGAAAGGUAAAACGGUGCAGGUGCUUUCUGGCCACAAAGACUGGAUCAGCUGCUGCUGCGUCUCAUCAGACUGCAGCAUGAUUGCAUCUGUUGGCAGAUUUGACAGAGUGAGUUUUAUCUAUGCAUCUAUUUUCAUAUUUGCAUGA
Molecule: messenger RNA, 828 nt
Organism: Plectropomus leopardus (leopard coralgrouper)
Lineage: Eukaryota; Metazoa; Chordata; Actinopteri; Perciformes; Serranidae
Source: RefSeq, a predicted model, not a curated record